AUGUCCAGCUUGCAGUUCGACAACUGGUGGGUGAUCACCCUCUCCCAGACGUUCACCUUCUCGUUUGAUGCGCGCGCGCGGCCUGGCGCGGGGGCCUACCCCCGAAGCAGGCUCCUCGCCGCCGCGGGCGCGGGCGCGGCGGCGGCGCUGCUGGUCCUCGGCGCGUCGGCUGCGCCGCUCGGCGACGUGGGCUCGCGCGAUCCCCGGUGCGCCAGCGGACAGUGCAGGAGCUCCUCUUCGCGCAGCCUCGACGCCACCCUGCGGCUGAAGGCGGCGAGGCCAGCGGCCACCCGGCCAGCGGCCCGCGUGCCGGCGUCCGGGGGGGCGGCGCCGCCCGCGCGGGCGUCGGGCCUCGACACCAGGGUGACCACCGACGGCGAGGAGUCGACCACCGACGGCGAGGAGUCGACGACGGCGGCCGUCGACGAGGAGGCGAUGACGACGGUCGUCGACGAGGAGGCGGCGACCACGGAAAUGUGGUUCAUGAACAGGCUCGAGGGCGAGUCGUGCGGCUGGUGGGGCAGCAAGGAGACGUACAAGGGCGAGUGCGCGCCUGGGCUGCGAUGUGCGCCCCAGCAGGAAGCGGCGGAGGGAGCGCCCAACGUGUGCGUGUCGGACCAAGGCGCGUCUGGCGCGGCGCCCCCCGCGGAAGACGCUGUGGUGUAG
Molecule: messenger RNA, 666 nt
Organism: Prorocentrum cordatum
Lineage: Eukaryota; Dinophyceae; Prorocentrales; Prorocentraceae
Source: the annotation of a GenBank genome assembly